AUGUUCGGCAGUGCAUCUAGUUUUUCACCUGGCAUUUAUGGCAGCCUUGGCCUUGGAAUGACCACAACAACCGGCACGCAUAAUCCGAUGAAAGAUUUCGAAGUCCUGCAUCCUCCAGAUGACAGCAUACAGGCGCUGAAAUUCAGUCCCCCUUCAAUUCCUCAGAACUUUCUCGUUUCCGGAAGCUGGGACAACUCUGUCCGAGUGUGGGAAGUAAAACAGGAUGGGAAAACAGAGACUAAGGCUGAGCAAAAAAUGAACGGACCGGUUCUCGAAAUCGACUGGGCUGAUGAUGGAAGCAAGAUAUUCAUCGCUUGCGCAGAUCGAACAGUUAAAAUAUGGGACAUUGCCAGCAGUCAAAUUAUUACUUUAGGACAGCAUGAGAAUGCAGUGAAAACGUGCAACUGGAUAAAAGCUCCUACUUACAGUUGUUUGAUGACAGGCUCAUGGGACAAAACACUCAAGUUUUGGGAUAUAAGAAGUCCAGGCAAUUCAAUGGCCAGCGUUUCGUUGCCUGAAAGAGUUUACUGUGCCGAUGUGAUGUAUCCAAUGGCCGCCGUCGGUACUGCUGACAAAAAUAUCAAGAUUUACAAAUUAGAAGGACAACCGGUUGAGGUCAAGACCAUUGAAUCGCCUCUUCGGUUUCAGCACCGAUGCAUUUCGAUUUUCAAAGACCGUGCAACAAACGCCCCUGUCGGGUUCGCCCUUGGUUCGAUCGAAGGCCGUGUAGCGAUUCAAUAUGUGGAUACGGUGGAUGUGAAGGCGAACUUUACUUUUAAAUGUCAUCGCUCAGCUGAGCUUGUUAAUGGCUACCAGGAUAUUUAUGCGGUAAACGACAUGUGCUUUCAUCCUCAGCAUGGAACUCUUGCCACCGUUGGGUCUGAUGGAAGGUACUUCUUUUGGGACAAAGAUGCUAGAACGAAGCUAAAAAUGUCUGAGAAAUUGGAGCAACCCAUUACCAGAUGCUGUUUGAACAAAACAGGCGACAUCUUUGCCUAUUCAGUCAGUUACGAUUGGUCGAAGGGACAUGAAUUUUACAAUCCGCAGCAGAAGAAUUAUAUAUUUUUGCAUGGAUGUUCCGACGACAUGAAACCGAGAUCGAAAAAAUAG
This is a messenger RNA of Soboliphyme baturini, 1110 nucleotides long. Lineage: Eukaryota; Metazoa; Nematoda; Enoplea; Dioctophymatida; Soboliphymatidae. The record is from the annotation of a GenBank genome assembly.